AUGCCACCGAUUCCAGGAGUGGAUGGAGACCGUCGACGGGUGAUUCUCUAUCACCAAACCCUCAUCCCAGGUGCGGGGCCUUACGUCUCCAUGAUGCCCCUUCUGCAUAAUCAUACCGGCACCACGCAUGUUAUUAUCGCCGCAAUUCAUAUCAAUGAAGAUCCGGAGCAUAUUACUCUCAAUGAUGAUCCUCCAGAUAGCCCCAAGUUCGACCCGUUGUGGGAAGAAGUACCUCGAGUGAAGGAAGGCGGCAUCAAAGUGAUGGGCAUGCUGGGCGGUGCCGCCCCAGGCUCCUACCGGCGACUGGAUGGCGACCAAGAGAAAUUUGAACGAUACUACCGCCCUUUACUAAACAUGAUUCGCCGCCAUGAACUAGAGGGACUGGACCUUGACGUCGAAGAAGGGAUGUCCCUUCAGGGCAUCAUUCGACUCAUCGACCGGCUCAAGAGUGAUUUUGGCGACCAAUUUAUCAUCACGUUGGCACCCGUCGCUGCUGCACUGUUGGGACUCGGCAAUCUAUCUGGCUUUGAUUAUAGAGCGCUUGAACAGGCUCGCGCCUCCAAAAUCUGCUGGUAUAACGCUCAAUUCUAUAAUGGAUGGGGCCCUGCGGACGAUCCUCGAAUGUACGCAGCAAUGAUCGCACAAGGAUGGUCUCCCAGUCGGAUUGUUUAUGGGCUUUUGACGAAUCCCGGAAACGGCUCCCAAGGUUACGUCCCUCGGGAAAAGAUAAGCGCUGUGCUUUCCGCGCUGAUUGAGCGGUUUCCGAAUUUCGGAGGUGUGAUGGGGUGGGAAUACUUUAAUGCGCUCCCCGGUGAGCGUGCUCGGCCUUGGGAGUGGGCAUCAGAAAUGUCUAUCAGCAUGGGAAUGAAGGACUUGGUGGUUGCAGCUCGCCAGGUGCUCACAGCUGGACCCAUGGUGGAUAGCUUGAACAAUUUAUUUCAAGAUAUGAUGAAUCAAGGACGGCACCCUUGA
Penicillium argentinense is the source of this 972-nucleotide messenger RNA. RefSeq names its product putative class III chitinase. Gene Ontology annotation, molecular function: chitinase activity. Lineage: Eukaryota; Fungi; Ascomycota; Eurotiomycetes; Eurotiales; Aspergillaceae. The transcript has a single exon. Gene Ontology annotation, cellular component: extracellular region. The coding region runs from base 1 to 972 and encodes 323 amino acids. Gene Ontology annotation, biological process: carbohydrate metabolic process. The record is from RefSeq and is a predicted model, not a curated record.